AUGGGACAAAUUGAAUAUGAUGAAAAAUUUAAAGAUGGAGCAGUAAUGGAAACAUUCGAAGAAACGGAAUUAAUAAUUGAUAGAGAAAAGCACGGAUCUUAUAAAUUAUUUAGUGAAGAAUCAAAAGAAUCAGAAUUAUCGGAAAGAAUUUCAGAAACACAAGAAGAUGAAGCAGCAGCAAACCUACGAGAUGAAAAUACAAGAUAUCUUCAAGCAAAUGAAGUAGAUUGGAGAAGUGGUAAUCAUAAUGGAAUAUUACCAGAAGGAAUCUGGAAAAGAUUAGUAACGGCAACUGGAAAUAUUUAUCAUGUGCAAAUCCAAUAA
Messenger RNA from Diversispora eburnea, 324 nucleotides. NCBI's taxonomy places the organism in Eukaryota, Fungi, Glomeromycota, Glomeromycetes, Diversisporales, Diversisporaceae. The record is from the annotation of a GenBank genome assembly.